Messenger RNA from Hylaeus anthracinus, 2047 nucleotides. Its product is annotated as trypsin-7-like. Gene Ontology annotation, molecular function: serine-type endopeptidase activity. NCBI's taxonomy places the organism in Eukaryota, Metazoa, Arthropoda, Insecta, Hymenoptera, Colletidae. The transcript is spliced from 7 exons. The coding region runs from base 191 to 1081 and encodes 296 amino acids. The record is from RefSeq and is a predicted model, not a curated record. Gene Ontology annotation, biological process: proteolysis.
CAUCAGUUGCGAAACGGACGAGCUACUGUUUUUCGGCGUUAUCUUAACAACAACCUAAGUCAUUUUCCGACCGUAACACAGCGACGAUUCAGCCCUUAAUGUCGCCGCAUUAACGGCAUUAGCAGUUGCCAGAUAAACGGAUGAAAGAGACAGUAAUCGCGGGUUCGUGUUGUUUACGCAUAAAUUACGUAUGCGCGAUUUUAUAAUAUAUAAAGCGUCCACGUCGCUUGGUGACCUCGAUAAGUUGAAAAUGCACGUCUCAUUGCUGUUGGUGGUAGUACUCGGUUGCACGGCGGUCUACGCUGGUUCCAUCCGGAGCCCAGGCGAUUAUCGGGAAAGAAUCGUUUCGGAGUCAGCACGAUCCCCGGGCACGGCACAAUCCAGGAUUAUAGGAGGAGAGAAAGCCACCAUAGAGAAAUAUCCAUUUGCGGUCUCGUUGCAGAACAAUGGUACGUUUUUCGGCCACCAAGUCGAGCAUUUCUGUGGCGGCAGUAUCGUCGGGGAAAAGUGGAUAAUAACGUCAGCGCAGUGCGCUCUCAGGAUACAAGUGAGGAAGUUUCACGUGAGAGCUGGCUCUAACAGUUAUUACGAGCACGGUGCUAUCUACGCUGUUAAAAAUACCGAGAUCCAUCCCGCUUAUAACGCCAUUAAUUAUGACUACGACGUUGGUCUCGUCGAGCUUUCCGAGAACAUUAAAUUCGACAAUACCAAGCAACCGAUUAAACUGCCAAAGUUCCAUUCGGCGCUCGAGGACGGCGCCCAGGUUCAAGUGCUCGGUUGGGGUGCAUCCGUGUUAUUAGGUCCCGUGUCGGAGGAACUUUUAUGCAGCACGAUGCAGAAAAUUAAUAACCAUGACUGCCAGGAAGCCAGCGGGGGUGACUUAUUAACGCACAGAAUGUUUUGCGCCUUAUCAAACACCGCUAGCGCCUGCGUCGGAGAUUCAGGCUCGCCUCUCAUUUAUAACGGCACGUUGUUCGGCGUAACAUCGUGGAGCCGAUCCUGCAUGUUGGAGUACCCGACCGCUUAUACAGCUAUAUCCGAAGUCAGCGACUGGAUCACCAAAGUUACUGGCGUAGCUUGAUCCCCUGAACACCGCGAUACAAAGCGUUCCAGAACAAGUGGGAUAGUUUACAAAUUAUUUAGCGCUUUUUUCAUAUCGUUUUCAACGUCGAAAUAACACCAUAGGAGUAACACAAUUCUUUUCCUUAUUGUAUGGUUCCUAACUUAUUGUAUAAAAUAAAAUAAAACUAGGAACGUAGAAAUUAUUAGCGAUACAAUUAAAUUGUGAGUUUUUUUUCUUCUUUAACUAUAAAAAUAUGUACCAGAGACUACCCAAACGUGUAAUCGGAACAUUUAACGAAGCUAAUUAAAUUUGUAAAUAUUACAACAUUGAAUGGUAGAGUUAUAUUUACAAAAGGGAACGACGCAAAAGAUAGGACUUCCCGACUUUCCGUAACAUGAGGAGCUGGUCGUGGUGUGCUGCAAAAUGUACACAACGAAAAUGUCGAUGGCCCGAUGAUACCUUUUCGACGAGGGAAACUGAUAGAAAUCCGUAUAAGCCAGGGAGGGAGGAAGUGCUUCGACGAGCGACGUUGGAAACGCGUUGAGAGAAAAUGUUUAAUUUCGAGGCUCCUCGAGACGUCGCUCCGUGAGCUGAUAGCUUUCGACUGGCCAUUGCAAUAAUCCUAUUAAACCGCAGACGCGAUCCAAUAACUUUUCUGUCACUGGCUCCUCGCGUCCUCCAUUCGACUGUUAUUUUUAUUUCGUUGCGUUGCGGUCUAUACUCGCUCACACGCGAUACAGACACACGCGUGUAGCAGAAAUGAAUUAACGCGCGAUCGCCGUGUUGCUUCUUUUUCGGUACAACUCAAGCGACAGUUCAAUUAACGGACUCGUUGAAGGAGCGACGAACACGUAGCACAAUUAAGCAUGGUGUGAGUUGGUCGCUAUAGUCAGAAAAAAGAAAUCAAAGUCUAUUAUUUGACAUAGAAACUGUUUUCAUAUUUCGAAUUAAGUCUUCGAAUGGAGGGGAUUCGAAGGAACUGUA